AUGACUGGUGGUCUCUUUAUGAACGUAAACACUGUACAGCCGAAUACAACUCGAGAAUUUCUCGUUCAUCGUCUGAAAGAAGUCGUCGGCUACGAAUGCGUUCUAUUCGAAUCCACAUCUAAUCGUCGUCAUGGAAUGUUUAUGAUUGAUCAAACAGCAAUCUCGAUUCGAAUCAAAGUCGUAUCAUCCAGUCCAUCACUGAUCAUAGGAUUGAUCAAUCCAGGUGGUUUGUUCUUCCGACCAAGCCGAUUUUUCAACGGAGAUUAUUUGCAUAUGUUCACUAUCGAUCUAGGCAAUCGAUCGAACAUCGGUCAAUGGAUGUACAAUUGUAGUGACGAUUGCGCUGUUGAAAUCAAUAUCGAAAGCGAAUUUCGAUGUCGAACACAAGUAUAUUCACCAUUGAUUGAUGGCUUAUUUGCUGUCAUUGCUACACCACCACUUGUCAAUCAAACUGGCGUAUUUGCGAUUACAACUUGCGAUGAUUCGAAUGAAAUUCUCAAUAGUUCAGUUCAGCUGAUCGGUACGGAUGGGAAAAUAUUGUCGAAUUAUUCAAUGACGACACCGUAUCUGGUCACACCAAUCACAAUCCCAUCACGAAGUUUUCGUGUUCGCACUCGUAUUGGACGUCGCGAUGGGGCUUUUGCUUAUCGAGACGAACGAAUCGCAAUCGACACGAGUCAGAUUGUGAUGGUUAUCUAUCACCAACCGUUGGUCGUAAUCCAUAACGAGAGUCUCAAUGUUGCAUUCACAAUUCGAAAUGAUGCUACUAUACCACUAUAUAUUCAAUUGAACAUUGAUGAUGUCUUAAUAACGUCAAAAUGGUACUCGAUUAGUUCAAAGUCGACCAGAGAUGAUCGUGUUAUUGUUGAUUCGAGUCGAUAUCAAUUGAUCAACGAAACAACUCGACUCGUGCUACUAGCAUUUGCUCUACAAGCAUUCAGCGAUAACAAUACAAUUAACCCCAGUGAAGUUCUUUUUCGACACGAACAAAUCGUUGCAUUCUAUAUACAAAGUAUAGCCAUUCAUCUUGAAGCUCCAACACACUUUGUCAAUAGUAUCGCAAUGAGUAAUCGGAUUUCGUUCAAUUUUAUUGGCAUUUUGACAUCGGUAAUUGUUUCCUGUAUUCGAUAUUGCUGA
Rotaria sp. Silwood2 is the source of this 1137-nucleotide messenger RNA. NCBI's taxonomy places the organism in Eukaryota, Metazoa, Rotifera, Eurotatoria, Philodinida, Philodinidae. The record is from the annotation of a GenBank genome assembly.